Molecule: messenger RNA, 1196 nt
Organism: Vollenhovia emeryi
Lineage: Eukaryota; Metazoa; Arthropoda; Insecta; Hymenoptera; Formicidae
Product: jouberin-like
Exons: 3
Coding region: 85-324 (79 amino acids)
Biological process (GO): motile cilium assembly
Cellular component (GO): ciliary basal body
Molecular function (GO): protein binding
Source: RefSeq, a predicted model, not a curated record
GACGAUCAUUGCCUGUUGUCGGCUUCCGCGGAUCAGACGGCACGUAUCUGGGAUGUUCACAAUCAGAUCGUGCAGCACAUCGAGAUGCUGCCGCAUCCUUCGUAUGUUUAUUGCGCCAAGUACGGUCCCGACAAUGCGACGAUCAUAGCAACUGGAUGUUACGAUCGAGUAGUUCGCAUCUGGGCGAACGACAGGAGGUCAAGGAAGCGAGAACUGAAUCAGGAAUUAGAAGGUCACGAGGGUUUCGUCAAUUCCAUGGUCUUUCAGAAGAAUGAGAUAAUAGGAUGCCGUCAAAGAGGAUGGGAUGCAUCUCAAAGAAGAUAAAAAUUCGCGAGAUCGAAGGUGUCAUUAUCAACACGAUCGUUCUGCAUCCCCUCGAAUCCAGGCUCCUUGUGCAUUCGAGAGACAACGGCCUGCGAAUGCUGGACCUUGCGACCGGAGUGGUGUUACAAAAGUAUAAACGAUUGAACAAUCAAAGGCACGUUGGACGAAUACUAUGCAUUCUUCGUACUUACUCGCGUUUUCAAGCAUCGCGACUAACUUUCUUUAUAUAUCCUGUACAACCUACGAGGACAAUUUAGCAUUAUCGAAUCUCUUUUCUUUCUCUGUCACGCUCUGCCUACUUUCCUUAACUUCUUGGUAUUUUUUGGCAUAUUAAUUUCUUUCUUUCAUCUUAUUUAUCUCCCCAGGUAGCCAGUAUAUUCAAGCAAUGUAUGGAAAUAAAAUGCCAGCAACUGAUGCUAGCUUCCUAGCUCUUCGCUAGGAAUAUGAAUUCAAUGUUUGAGUGACUUAAGUACAGCUAGCAUAAUGUUAAUAUAUGUAUUGUCGUAGUUGAGUGCACAGCUAGAGAGAGAACACAUUGAAUGGGCAUACUCUUAACAAAGAGUUAGCAUACGUUAUUUUCAAUUUUCUAACAGAUAUAAACUUGGUAUAUCUAUUACAUCUGGUCAAGCACUUAAUGGUAGCAUAAUGUGAGAUCAUGCAAAUGUAUUAUUUCCGACAUCAAAUGUUAGCAAACAACAGCACAAUAGACGACAUAAAUGCAUAGCAAGAUGCUAAUAUUUUUGUGCAAUACAAAAGCAACUUGUGCACACUGGCUAUCUGGGUCUUUUCAUUUUUACUUCAUCUUCUUUCAACAUAUGCUCCAAUGUUAUUUUAAUUUAAAUUCAUUGUUCACUGUAUAACCCAGUAUUUUC